AUGGAAUGUAAGGUUUUCAGAGCGGUCAAUCAAAAUGCUCCUGCAAAUAAUAAAAUGACUUCCUCGAAGAUUCAGAAGGAGUUAGCAAAUGCUUGUGCAGCAGAGAUUACAUGUGCUAUUGUUGAUGAUAUUGGAGAUAAGUAUUUUUCUCUUAUGAUUGAUGAAGCUCGGGAUGUGUCAGUGAAGGAGCAAAUGGGAGUUGUUCUGCAAUAUGUAAAUAAUAAUGGGUAUGUGAUAGAGUUGUUUCUUGCUAUGGUUCAUGUGCCGGAUUCAUCAGCUAUUUCAUUGAAGAAUGCCAUUGAUUGUCUAUUUGCCAAACAUGGGUUAUCUCUUUCAAGACUGAGGAGACAAGGAUAUGAUGAGGCUUCAAAUAUGCGAGGAGAAUUUAAUGGUUUGAAGGCACUUGUCCUAAAAGAAAAUCCAUAUGCAAGGUACAUCUAUUGUUUUGCUCAUCAACUCCAAUUAGUGAUUGUUGCUGUUGCUAAAGACAAUCGAAUUAUGAGUGAUUUUUUUUCCAAUAUGUUACUAUGA
Dioscorea cayenensis subsp. rotundata (Guinea yam) is the source of this 531-nucleotide messenger RNA. RefSeq names its product zinc finger MYM-type protein 1-like. The transcript has a single exon. The record is from RefSeq and is a predicted model, not a curated record. NCBI's taxonomy places the organism in Eukaryota, Viridiplantae, Streptophyta, Magnoliopsida, Dioscoreales, Dioscoreaceae. Bases 1 to 531 code for a protein of 176 amino acids.